Diachasmimorpha longicaudata is the source of this 4709-nucleotide messenger RNA. It is a transcript of the gene mav, whose product is annotated as protein dbl-1. NCBI's taxonomy places the organism in Eukaryota, Metazoa, Arthropoda, Insecta, Hymenoptera, Braconidae. Gene Ontology annotation, cellular component: extracellular region. Bases 2605 to 3891 code for a protein of 428 amino acids. The transcript has 3 exons. Gene Ontology annotation, molecular function: growth factor activity; cytokine activity. The record is from RefSeq and is a predicted model, not a curated record.
GGGUAUGAAAUCAUCGCUCUAACCCUGUGGCCUCGCGUAACCCCGUUCUACCUGGAUUAUCGAUCCCCACCAUUGGCCCACGUUUUCUCUCCCCGAGAGUCGCUCUUUUAUUUAUCAAUUUUUACCUCGAUUCUGUUAAUCCCCCAGAAACUCCGGGAACUCGUCACACCCCACGUCCCGAGAAUCUCCGAAUUAAUAAUUACGAAGGUUAACUGGAAUAGAGAAUAACAAUCGGAUGACACGCGGAAAUAUUUUAAGAGAUUGACAAAGAAUUUGUCAUUUUCUUGCCGACGAAUCCGCUGGUCCCUUGUCAUUUGAAUAAUGGCAUUAAUUCUCAAAUUAUUUUAAAGUUAAUGAGAACGAGGAAUGUGAUUAGAAUGAAAUACGGAAAGAUUCGGCGAGUUAACGAGGAAUCCCCGGUUAAUUUGUUAAUUCGGACGAAUUAAUUCUGAACUGCAAUUUAAAUUUUUCAUUGACAGACGCGGAAAGAAAAUCAGGAAAAAUUACUGGGAGUCCAUUUCCCUUCUGGGAAUUUUUUUCUGGUGCAGAAUUGUUCGAAAAUUUGCACGAUAAAUUUCGCACUCGUCCAGUUCCUUCUUUAGUCUAUUUUAGAGUCAGAGAAAAAAUAAAAAUGAACAAUAACAAUUGAAUGAUACAUGGGAAUGUUUAAACGAUUAUACGAAGAAUUCCCGGUUGAUUUUUAUAUCCUGAUGACUCAAUCCUGAAUUAUAAUAAAAUAACCAUCACUAAUGAACAGGAUGCUGUCAUCAUCAAAGCCCACCACAAUCAGAAAGAAAUUCAAAUGGAGUGUCUUCUAUUAUAAAGACAUUACGAGCGCAAAAAAUCGAAAGUUUGGAUCGAGAUGAUGAUUCAGACAUUUGAAAGAAGUAAUCAUCGAUUUGAUUGGGCUGGGGGAGUCAUUUGAGCCGCGGGGAGUAUCUGGGUCAGUAGUUGCUGUCAAGGUCCUUGCAGGCUCGUGUGGGCUCAUGGGGCCAUCCCCUGACGACCACCACCACCUUUUUUCCUGAAUUCCGGUGACUGUUCAUUACCAAAUCCAAAAAACCCGAGCGUCGGGCUCACAGUUGGGGUUUUUCAUCAUUAUCCGAUGUUAAUAGACCUCGCAGUUAUUGACGCAAUCCGAUGAUUGAUGACUCCCACAAUGCAAGUUGUUAUUUCAUCCAAAAGUCAAUGAGCCAUUGACAUUUAAGGAAAUUCAAACACUUGAAAAAUUUCUCUUGUUGUUUGUACGUCAUUUAAUGAUUGAUGCAACGCUGUAAUUAAUGAUUUUCCAAACAUUCGAGUGUUUAUUUGAAAAGUUAAAUGAGUUGUCAAUAUCGAAGGAAAUUGCAGUAUUUUUUCGGUAAAUUUAAUUAAGGAAUUUAGCAGUAAAAAUUUGGUUAAAUGUAUACAAUAAAUUCAGAGUAUCGAAGGGUGGAAUUCCAACCCCUUGGACCUUCAUUUUUCAUUGAUAUAAAUUUAGUUUUACCGAGAAUAAAAAAAUUAAUACCUAAAAACCUUGAAAUCCCUCGAAAAAAUCCAGUGCCUAUUCCGCCCCAUCCCCCCUCCCCCCCUGAAUUCCCGAGAAUCCAACAACCUCAGAGGUAAUUAUCAGUCGCAGAGCAGUUUGAGCCCCGCAGAAGGGUAGAAACUGCUGCAGUGGACCGAAUCGUCGAGUUCCACUGCCGAGAAAGGAAUAGAAAAGACGAAGUAACUCGCCAGGGAAAGACCGGAGAGAGAGUGAAAGAGAUUAUUUCGAAGCGCAACUAAAAAAACCCAUCGGGGGAAAUAAAGAGGGAGAGAGGGCAAAAGCGGAGGCUCUCUGUGUUGCCUCUACCUCAUGCCUCCGCACUCUUGGUGCUCGGUGGCGGGAGCAACGACGUAUUAUAUAGACGGUUGGCCAUACAUGCCCGCCAACAGUCGACACGCGGCAGUCGCGUUGAAGAGAUUGACAGAAACAUAGAUUUCCCGAGCAACAAUUAUUCUCUGACAACCAAACAAAAGCUCGAGAUUUUUCCCAGUAAGAUUUUCAUUUUAUUAUUGAUUUAAAAUUCAUUAUCCCUGUGGAGGGUGUUUCUCCCUGUGAUGCUGCACUUCCGCGUGCUCAAAGGGACCACUUGUCAACGUGUGCGCGCGCAUUGCCCGGCUUUUUUUAUUUAAAUCAAGUGAAUUUUUCGGAUUUAUUGGCCGCCGAAGAUAUUCAUCAGUGAAUUCUCCGAGAGUUUAACGAGUGUCCAGAGGGAAAAAAAAAACGUAUAAACCGACACGUACACCAUGAAGAUAGCUGUGUCGCGGACGACUGAUCACACGAGCUACUGUAACAAAUUCUUCUGCCUCGUGAGGCCGUUUCUCCCUGGUCGCAGUGAAAAUUGUUUAAUUUUUUACAAAACGAGUUUCCACGUCUGAAGAUAAUCGAGUGAUUUGGCAGAAGUGAUUGGCAAAAAUUAUUGGAAUUUUAAUUGACGAAAAACGGCGGGGAUUUACCACCCCGUACGCACACCCCAUGACGAGGGAUGUUUUUUACUGGUGUGAGAGCGUGUAAUUGUCACUCGGUGAAUUGAUUGUACUGGAGAAUUGGAGGUUUAUGUGUGCUCUGUUCUCUUGGCUAUGGGCGAGGAUUCAAUAAUAUUACCAAUUGAUCGCGUUAUCAGUGAAGACGUCGACGGGGGACGAUACAAAGUGGACAAACGUGCGGGUAAAUUUAUUAAAAUUUUUAAACGCAAAGUUUCGUGCUCCUAUUUUGGUGGCAAAAGGCGACUGUUUUUUCGCUGUUUUGACGGCUGCGCUGGAAAAUUUGUGAUCUUUGUGGGGUGUGCUUUGUUACUCGGUGGCUGUUGUCUCGCUCUUGGGGGGAGGGAUUUAGGGACAUUCAGGAUGCAGGGGGAUUAUCGGGAUUUUGUGGGAAGGGGGAAACUCGGGGAGGAUGAGAUGGAGACCAUACGGAGGAGCAUCGUGGAGGGUCUCGGAAUACAGAGGAUACCCGAUCCUUCCAAGGCGAACGUGAGUCAGACGGAGUAUGAAAGAGCCCACGUCGAAUACCUGAGGAGACUGCAAAUGUCGAGAGCACCUGGUGACAGAAGACGGAGGAGACUUCACACGUUUCAUGCCACAGAUGAACUGGCUCAGCUGUCCCGAAGCAAACGUGAUCUAUCCUCCCCGGAUUCGGCCACCUACAGCCUGUACUUCCCCCUGGACAUCCCCCCCGACGACGAGGAAGUGGAUCACGCAACCCUAAGACUGAUUCUCGAGCCCAGGGGUGCAGUGGCAAGCGUGAAAGUAUCGAUCUACCGUAUUGCCGAGACAUCGAGAGCCCUAGUAUCGAGUGAAAGAUUUUCGCACCUGGACGGGCCCCGAUGGAUCGACCUAGACGUGACAGAUUUGGUUGCCCUCUGGCACGACGGUCUCAUCAACAAUCUGGGUCUCGAGUUACGUCUCGAGGGCACUCCCACCCCCACAAUCUCCCCAGUCACCCCCAUCCUCAACGUAUUCACCAGCGUCGAUGAGCCUCGACGAAGGCGAUCAGCUCCCGAUCACCUCAUGUCACUGCACAAGGGCCGCAGGACCGAGUGUCGCGGUGAGAACAAAAAGUGCUGCAGGCACGAGAUGACAGUAAUAUUCAAGGAUCUCAAGGGCUUUGAUUUCAUCGUACAACCAAAGACAUUUGACGCUGGCUAUUGCAAGGGCCGAUGUCCACCCCGAUACAAUCCCGCCCAUCAUCACGCACUACUCCAGAGUCUCAUAUGGAAGGAGGACAGGAGAAAAGCCCCCAGGCCCUGCUGUGCACCGAGUAAACUCGCUGAGCUUGAGAUACUCUACUUCGACGAGAAUGAUCCGACUAAACUUAAGGUCUCCAGCUGGAAGAACAUGAGGGUGCUGGAGUGCGCGUGCUCGUAAGAAGCAGCCACUUGGGUUCAAUUCACCAAAGAGUUUAGACAUCAAUUUUUUUUUUUUUAAACUCCUCCCCAAGUCUCUGGAAUACUUUUGUCUUCUUAAUCUCAUACGUGUAACCCUUGACUUUUUUUUCUGCCUCUUGUGACUGUGAUAUUAAACGUACGGGAACCAGCAACGGUCGACGCUUCUGCGACGCCAAUUAGGGGUCUUUUUAAUUUUUCUAUUCUUCCAGGGGUUUAUUGAGUAGUUUUGGAAUUGAGACGAGGGAGGGGGGAGAGAGAGAGGACGGUUCGUUAGGUCUGCGCUACUGCACUUGAUCACGGAAUGAUUAUUCGUUAAAUUAUUAAUAGCUCGAGGAGAUGUUCAGCUUUUCUGAGGGUUGUGCAAUUAUUCCAGGGAUUGUGCUAAUUUUUUUUUUUAUUGUUCACCAGCACGCGACAUUGCCCGAUGGACUGUUAUGGUCUUGGUAGAACCAGUUGUCACUGUUUAUCCACACAGCGUGUACAUAUUUAUUAAUUUAUUUUAAUGUUUAGGGUUAGUUAGCGAUUUUUGAGAUGUGUCUAUGUGCAAGUAUGGUUUUUUUUAUCGAAUAUCUCCGGUCGUGUUUAUAUGUUUUUACGUGCGUAUGUGUAAGUGUAUGCUUAGGUAUGUAGUGAAUCUCAUGGGAGAGGAGGAUUCGGAGUAGUUGGUCCUUUUUAAUGGGAGGAUACUGCUUCGUUGUAUUUGAAUUUUUGUGCCUCUGAGAAUUUUCAUUUCGAUGGAAUUUGAUUAGGAAAUUAUCAUUUCGUUGAUAUUAAUAAAAUGAUGAGAUUUGAAAAAUA